Molecule: messenger RNA, 3719 nt
Organism: [Candida] anglica
Lineage: Eukaryota; Fungi; Ascomycota; Pichiomycetes; Serinales; Debaryomycetaceae
Source: the annotation of a GenBank genome assembly
UACAUUUCUUUUAUAUUUUUAAUAGCAAUUCAUCGUAGUGAACCAUCCUUGUAACGAUGCUUGAAUCAGAUCUGUAUGGAGCAGCGCCAGAAGUUGUCACUGCUGCUGAGGAGAAGAGUGAGCUGUCCAGUAGACAGUUCAAGAGUAACAAUCCGUUUCUUCAGAACGAGACACAAUCAUCACCCCAACCCUUGAUUGAGGAUCGGGAGGUGAGCAAGUAUCCGUUCAAGACAUUGAACCGGAUCCUCAAUGACAUCAAGUGGAGUAUCCCGAUGCGGAAUGAAAUGUCCAUCUUGAACGAGGCACCAAUUGUGUAUUCACGGAGACUCACAACGUUAGCCAAAAGCAAUGCGCCGCCACAUGGUUGCUUGAUAUUGAACAAUUCUUUCAAAUAUGCUCCAUCUCACGAGACUAUUGGCGUUGGCUCAGAGCGAACCUUGACGGUCAUCAGGGGGCUUCUCCCACAGUCCGAUAAGCAAACGGGUCAUUUUGAGAUCAGAAUUUUGGAAUUAAACAAGAAAAGAGAUAUAAAUCAUCCAGUGGAUAAAAGAGAAUACCAUAUCAUUCCCGAGAGUGACGUUUCUGUGGAUGUGAAGAAGAUGUUUGCCAACGAUCUAGUGGAGAAGGAUGAGUUGAAAGAGGACCAGUUGAAAGAAGAGGUGGAUCCACUAGUUAUCACAUCCUACUUUAAGGCAACCUCUACACCCAAUGAUCAUUUCAUUUCAGUUAAAGUGUUCCCCAAUGAGUUCACCUCUGAGGAACUUUUCCCCCUCUACAAUCAAAAACAGAUCACAGAACGAUACCUUGCGUCAGUCAAUCUGUACCCAGAUGCCAAUCUUUCACCGGAAACGAUCCCAACGCCAAUCAAUUGCUUCAACACACUUCUCAAGGUGCUUAGGGGCCCCGUGCUUAUUGGGCCAGAAGACCAGACGAAAACAAUUAAUAUCAACAACCCUCUGCUCAACUCUCAAAUCGAUAUCUCUUUACUUUUCGAGAAGCUUUCAUUCACCACCAACGAUGAAGAAUUGAUACCUCCAUCACUUGUAAACCAACCAAAGUUACGUGAUCUGUACAUUCGAAAGAUCUUGGAAAUCAUAUACUUGGCUCAUAGAUUACCGGGUACCAAUGAUUUCACCAACUCUAUUCUGUUCAGUGACAACUUGUCGUUGGUAUACCGGACAUUCAACGAGGUAAACCAACACUUGGCACAACUGUUUGGGAACAACGAGGUGGACAACCAAUUGCCCUUUUUGGUGGACUUGAGUGUAUGCUCAUACUUCCAAGAUGAAGUGAUUGUCAAAUGUUUUGAAUCCACAGUCAAGAGCGAUUUACCAAAUAAAUUGAAAUAUGUCGAUGAUUUGAAGGCAGUGAUUGGAUAUAGAAGUUCAGGAAGAGGAGGUGAACGAUUAAAUAAUUAUUAUAAAAACUCUGGCUUGAUAGGUUGGACCGAUUAUGUGAGUGCUAUGGAGAAAUUCGGAUUGGAUGUUCUGAUGGGACAAGCCAUCGAUGACCAAUUGGUGAUUGAAAUGUAUCGGGUAUCAUUUCAAAAGGAUUCUAAAAACUACAACUACUACAACAAAUUGUUGAAGACCAUUGCUAUUGCAUUGGAUUCUGAAACUAUUUAUUCCUUUCUUAAUCAAGAAAUCUUGCCCCUCACUCUUUCCUUGGAGGAAUUGGCCAUUGAAGAAGUGACUGAAGAUGAAGUGGUGAUUACUGCAUAUGAGUUCAAGAAGGAGGACCUUUUAUCUGCCAAUGGGUACAAAUUGAAUGCCGAUGAAGUGGUAUUUUUGAACAAGGCCCUACUUUCCGUGGCGGUCAAUCGGAAAAGUUACCUAUUGAUGAGCUAUGUGGAAGAAAAAUUACCGGAAUUAUUACAAUUACGUACUUCCAUUAAAGAUUCUCCAUUUUCAAUCUUGGGCUGUACCAACAAUAGUAAUGAUUUUGAAAUCAUUGUAGCAUAUCAAAAGAAACUUGUGGAAACCACUGACAAUGAAAAGUUUCUUGCCCUUCGUCAAGCUCUUGUUGUGUUAUCUAAGCAGCUGAAAAUCUUGCAAGGGUUCAUUCAAACGGGUCAGGUUGAUGUUGGGUUACUUCCACCUGAGAAUUGGCCUGCUGGAUUGGAUAAUAUUGGGAACACAUGUUAUUUGAAUUCUUUAUUACAAUAUUAUUUCUGUAUCAAACCUUUGAGGGAUAUGAUUUUGAAAUUUGAUGGCACUGCUGACAUUGGUACUCGGAAAAUCGGUGGUAGAAUUGUUGAAGAGUCAGAAAUCAUUAGAGCAAACCAAUUUGUAUUCCAUUUGAAAAAAUUGUUCUAUGAUAUGAUUCAUAGUGAUAAACGAUGUGUUCAACCCAGUAAAGAAUUGGCAUUUUUGGCAUUUUUACCAAGUGGACAACCAGUUGAGUUUAAGGGGACAAAGGAAGUUAUUGAGAUUUCAGAUGAUGAAAUGAAAGGUGAGGAAGAAGUGAAGGAUGACAUAGAAGUAGAUGAAGAAGCAUCAGAAUCGGCUCCAAUUGUCAUAAGAUCCGAAUCACCUAGUCCCAUUGAGAACAAUGAUGAUAUGGAUGUGGAUAGUAUUGAAAUUGUUGAGAAGGAAAAUGUUCCAGAAGAGAAAACAACAGAGACUUCAGAUGUCUUGUUCUCGAUCCCCUCGGAUGUUAUGGACUCUACGAUUGAAAUGGGACGUCAACAGGAUGUCACUGAAUGUAUUGAAAAUGUCACAUUCCAAAUAGAAACUGCAUUAGAACCACAAUCACUUGAAGAAGAUGGAGAACAAUAUGAUCUCAUCAAGCAACUUUUUUUCGGGAAAACUAAGCAAACCAUCACGCCUUUGACUCCAGGUGCGAAACAAAGAACUGCAGUGGAAAGAUUCUCAUCGUUGAUUAUCAAUGUUAGUGAUCAUCCCAAUGAUAUUUAUGAUCUGUUGGAUAGUUAUUUUAGUGAAGAUCUGGUUAAACUUGAAGAGGGAGAAGUCAAAAAAUCACUCACUGUUUGUGAAUUGCCACAAGUUUUACAAUUCCAUGUACAAAGAGUCUUGUUUGACCGUGAACGUUUAGUUCCAUACAAAUCUUUGGAACCAAUCCCAUUCGGUGAAACCAUCUACGUCGACAGAUACUUGGAUACUGAGGACCCCGAAAUUCUUAGAAGAAGAAAUGAAGUGUUUCAAUGGAAAUCUGAAGUUUCUCGUUUGAUAGCAAAGAGAGAAGAAUUAACUAAAAAGGAAGAUGGUCAAAUGACAAUCAUUGAUACAUUGGUGAGUGCCAAAAGAUAUUUUGAAAAAAUUCGUGAUGAAUCCAAUGAUCCAGAACUUUCAAUCAACCCUUCUACAAUUGAAGCAAUUCAAACCAAAAUUGAUGUCUUUACUCAGGAAAUUAAGACUAUUGAUUCAAGGUUAGAAGAGCUUAAACACCUUGUUUCUAAUCAAUUCCGUGAGUACACCCAGGUUGGUUACUCUGUGUUUGCUAUCUUUAUCCAUCGUGGAGAAGCCAGUUAUGGUCAUUAUUGGAUCUACAUCAAGGAUCCAAAAAGAAAUAUUUUCCGUAAAUACAACGAUGAAACAGUGACUGAAGUUCCAUUAAGUGAAGUUAUGAACUUUGCUGAUGGUAACACAGCAACUCCAUAUUACAUUGUUUAUGUGAAGGAUGAGCUUGAAGAGGAGUACAUUGAGCCAUUGAAAAGAGUUAUAGCAUGUAGUCAUUAGUUAAUAAAAGCAUACAUAUAA